Candida albicans SC5314 is the source of this 1590-nucleotide messenger RNA. It is a transcript of the gene RIM21, whose product is annotated as Rim21p. The transcript has a single exon. Bases 1 to 1590 code for a protein of 529 amino acids. The record is from RefSeq and is a predicted model, not a curated record. Gene Ontology annotation, cellular component: plasma membrane. NCBI's taxonomy places the organism in Eukaryota, Fungi, Ascomycota, Pichiomycetes, Serinales, Debaryomycetaceae. Gene Ontology annotation, biological process: cellular response to pH.
AUGUACUGGAAGAAUGCCUGGUGGGUGGGCACCGUCUAUUCUUCAUGUGAACCAAUUGAAUUACCUGAAGGUAUGCUAAUAUCAAAACAAUAUGAGACAUAUCCCAUCACAACUGUUUCCAAAGCCAUAUAUAAACAAAUGUGCUACCGAAAUUGUAUCCCAGUAUUGAACACAAAUGUGGGGUUUGUCAUAGAUACAUUUGCAAAACCACUACCCAUAGUUUCUCAGAGUUGGCGUGAAUUCACCAAGGAUUCAUUACGAGGGUCAUUUGCCUAUAGUGUUGUUUCUAUCAUAUAUGCUAUUGCAGUACUGGCAGUGAUCAUCUGGUUUUUAACAAUUUUUGUGUUAACAAACUAUACGAUCAAACCUUCGUGGUUAUUGAAAACAAGUACAAUACUUUCCACAGUGUACAUCCUCGUUGUGGUGAUAAAAUCAAUUCUAAUACUACACGGACAACAACGAGAUGGUUAUUUACAUGGAGCUAAGCUUCUUAGUGAACUCAACGACUAUAACCCGAUCCAAAUCAUAGAUUUAAUUGUGGUAUUGUUGCUACAAAUCAACCAAGUUCAAAUAAUAAUGCGAAUCUUUCAAAGACAGAAAGACAAACGAAUGGCUUUACUCAUUGGUAUAGUGGCGACAUUGGCAUCUCAAGUGAUCUGGGCAAUUGCACAAUUUUAUACACCAGCUGACGCUAAUGAAGCAAGUGAUAUAUUACCGGCUUUUAUAUACUUGGUUAGAAUAGCCAUGGCCUUAUGCUAUGCUGCUAUUAUAACGGUGUUUUUCAUUAGCAAAAUUCAAAUUAUCUUGGCAAACAAAAAAAUCUGGUUGUUAACUUUGCUAACGUUUAUUUUGAUAUACAGCCCAGUGGCAUUUUUUGUUGCCGAUGUUUCGAACGCAUUUGUUUAUGAAUUGUCAGAAAUCUUUUCGGUGGUGAACUAUGUUAUCGGCGUAGUGAUCCCAUGGGAAUGGUGCAACAAGUUUAACCUAAUAAUGAAGGCGAAAGAAAAAGAGGGUGUUUUGGGCCGCAGGUUUUAUGAAGACGAGUUGUACGAGCUAGAUAGAUUUGAGUUAUUUGUUGAAGAACAGAUGCCUGAAGAUGAAGACAAUGGGGACACCCAUAGUGAUUCUCCUGGCAAUGAACUAAAUGGCGGUGCACAUCAUAAUAGCCAAGAACAAAGCGACAGAUUGAUUGGAAGCAAUUCACCAACAAAUAAACCUCAUAACGGCAACAAUACUGAUCCUACCCUGAGAUUUAGGCAGCUUUUAACUAAUACAAAGGAUGCAUUUUUGACUUUAACUGACAAUAUUAUUGCUGCUGGAUUUGCAAUUCCAAGGUCAGUGAGUGUAUCUACACAGUCAUUAACAGGAAGAUACAGAAACAAUAGCACAGCUCGUACCGAAUACACUAAAGAAGUUGUUCCAGAUUUUAGCCCUGAAAUGUUUUUACAACCUGAAGGUAGUUCCCAUAUCACAGAGACUUUAUCAGAGCAGAACGCGGCACCUCUGACUACAAACAGCAACCACAGACGAAGAAAUGUUUAUGUAUACUCCAGAAAAGAAGUUAUAUUAGAUGUAUCUAGUGAUGAAUAA